Messenger RNA from Syngnathoides biaculeatus (alligator pipefish), 1510 nucleotides. RefSeq names its product sodium channel subunit beta-1-like. Bases 612 to 1274 code for a protein of 220 amino acids. The transcript is spliced from 6 exons. Gene Ontology annotation, biological process: sodium ion transport; cardiac muscle cell action potential involved in contraction; regulation of heart rate by cardiac conduction. The record is from RefSeq and is a predicted model, not a curated record. Gene Ontology annotation, cellular component: voltage-gated sodium channel complex. Lineage: Eukaryota; Metazoa; Chordata; Actinopteri; Syngnathiformes; Syngnathidae. Gene Ontology annotation, molecular function: sodium channel regulator activity.
GCGCAAUCUAGAGUCAGUUUUUGUCUUAUGUUGCGCAUAUGAACAAAACUAUCAUUGUCGCUUGACAAGAUUAGAGAUGAGUGCAUCGAGUUCCAGGCUGUUGUGUUGAUGUCAAAUGUCAUUUUAACAACCUCAGGGAAAAGGUAAUACAGUACAACCUCAAGGUGAAAUUCCGGAGGACACCGUGAGUCGUAGCAUGAAGUGGAAUGUGACACGCGCUUCUUUUUUGUAAAAAAAAAAAAAAAAUGCAGAAGAAGCAUGUUAAUUUUACCAGUAAGCUUCAGCACAGCUAAAAUUGUCUGCAGCAAUAAUUUGUCGCAAUAAAUAUUGUAAUCAGCAGGGAACUGUAGACUUGGGCCAAAGUGUUUGUUCUGCUUAGAAUCUAUUUGAAAGGCCUGAAGGUGGAUGUAUUUUGCACAUUAUAACGCAUGUGUAGCUGCUAGGAUGCACUUUAUUGACCUACCUUUAUUAAUAUCUGCAAUAUUCUUCAAAUAAAACGCAAUAUAUGCAUAUAUAUAUUAUCAAUAUCUAUCAAGAGGAAAACUAAAAUUAGGAGUGUAAAAAUAACUUUUUGAGUCCCCGUAUUGUAAUAGAAAGAUAUAAUCAGUGACAUGACUGCUGUUCACAUCCUGCUCCUUUUCCUCUCCUUCACAUUUUUGGACAACCGGUGCGAUGGGGCGUGCGCAGAGCCCGAGUCGGACACCGAGGCGGUGGUGGGCCAAGGCUUCAAGCUGGGCUGCCUCUCCUGCAAGAGGAGGAGCGAGGUCAAAGCUUCCGCCACUGUUGAAUGGUACUUCAAGGCCAAAGGAGAGGUCGACUUUGUGCAGAUCUACACCUACGGCGAGCUGGGCCCCACCAUUGAAAACGAGCACUUCAUGGACCGUCUGGACUGGAACGGGAGCAAGAGGAGCAACGACAUCCAAGACGCGUCCAUUUAUAUUCUCAACGUCACCUUAAAUGACACGGGCAUAUACCGCUGCUUCUUCAACCGCAUCCUCAGCUAUGACAACUACGAGUACACCACUGUUGUCAGCAAAGUGGUCUACCUCACGGUGGUCGAAAAAGCCACCAGAGGAACAGCUUCCAUCGUGUCCGAAGUUAUGAUGUACGUGUCCAUCAUCGGCUUGCAGGUGUGGCUCCUCAUCGAGAUGAUAUACUGCUACAGGAAAAUAGCAGCGGCCGGGGAGGAAGCGCUAAGAGAAGCUGCGAAUGCUGAAUAUUUAGCAAUUGCCUCCGAAAGUAAAGACAACUGUGCUGGGCAGGUUGGAGAAUAGCCAAGGAUUCCAUUUUGGACGUAAAACAUCCCUCCUAUACGUCCCGUUAACUGCUUUAAAAUAACUUGCGGAGGAGACAAGACUCCCAUCUACUGUACAGCUCAAGUAUUUUGUUCUUUUUCUUUUCUUGAUAAAGAACUCGAGUACGAAUCUCAGCGAGAGCAUUGGUGCCAGCAGUGUAAAGAUAGUUUGCAACGCACAGAAGCAAAGCUGGACAUGUAUGGAAAAAACAAACC